AUGCGCACGUCUCGCGACGAAGAAUACGAACUCAGCACUCAACUCCCUCCCCUUCAUCCCGCCAUCCCACCCACUACCACAGACACAGACGCAGAUACAGCAAUUCCUCCCGACCACCAUCCCGCAGCAGCAGCAGCAACAGACCAACACGGAGCCGACAUCCCGGCUCUCCCUCCCACAGACACAGGCCGGCAAGCCUGGCUCUUCCUGCUCGCAUGCUUCCUGCUCGAGGCACUAGUAUGGGGCUUUGCGUUCAGCUUCGGCGUCUUCGAGAAAUACUACUCGACGCACGAGCCCUGGAGCCGGACCUCUGGCGGCAGUAAUGGUCGCGGCGGUAAAAGCCGCGGCGUCGCAGCCAUCGGCACCACCGCGACAGGAAUAAUGUACUUCUCCGCGCCAAUCAUCCAUACGAUCCUGCGCAAGUACCCACGGCUACGGCGCCCCAGCACGAUAGCGGGCUUUGUGCUGCUGCUCGCCGCCCUCGUCGCCGCGUCCUUCGCGACCACGGUGUGGCAGCUCCUGCUGACGCAGGGCGUGCUGUACGGCUUCGGCGGCGCGCUGCACUAUUUCCCCGCCAUCGUGUACCUGGACGAGUGGUUUGUGGCGCGCAAGGGCCUCGCGUACGGCAUCAUGUGGGCGGGAGGCGGGGCGGCGGGCGUCGCGGUGCCGUUGGUGCUGGACUGGGCGCUGCGGACGUAUGGCGCGCGGAGCGCGUUGCGCAUCUGGGCCUGCGUCAUGCUGGUGCUGAGUUCGCCCGCGGUGUUCUACCUUAGGGGACGCCUGCCCGUGAGACAGUCGGGUACUGGGCCUAGGAAAGUGGAGUGGGCGUUUUUGAGGACGUGGGCGUUUUGGUUCCUGCAGGCCGGGAACGUGGCGCAAGGGCUGGGGUACUUUAUGCCGAGUCUGUACCUGCCAUCCUUCGCAGCGUCGCAGCACCUCUCCCCCACAACGGGCACGCUGGCCCUCUCCCUCACCAACGCAGCGACGAUCCUCGGCGCCGUCGCCACCGGCUUCCUCAUCGACCGCUACCACGUCACGACCGCAACCAACGUGUGCGCCCUCGGCAGCGCCGUGUCGGUGUUUGCGCUCUGGGGCUUCGCCACCUCCGCUGCCCCGCUGUACGUCUUUGCGCUUGCUAAUGGCGCUUUUAGUGGUGGCUUUGCGGCGACGUGGCCCGGGUGCGCGGGGCCGAUUGGGAGGGCGUGUGCUGCGAGUGAAGGGACUGUGCGAAACGAAGGGAGUGGGCGGAGUGGAGGCAGUUGGGGGCUCAGCGGGAACGUGGACGUCGCGAUGAUUAUCGCCGUGUUUGCGGCGGGCAAGGGCCUGGGCAGCGUGAUUGGCGGCCCGUUGAGCGAGGCGUUGCUGCGCUGGGAUGGCUGGGAGGGGAAGGCGCCUGGCGCGUAUGGCAGUGGAUAUGGCGCGGUGAUAGUGUUUUCGGGCGUUGCGGCGGCGGGGGCGAGUGUGGGGUAUUUGGGGAAGAGGCUGGGGCUGUUGUAG
This is a messenger RNA of Aplosporella prunicola CBS 121167, 1497 nucleotides long. RefSeq lists its product as uncharacterized. Gene Ontology annotation, biological process: transmembrane transport. NCBI's taxonomy places the organism in Eukaryota, Fungi, Ascomycota, Dothideomycetes, Botryosphaeriales, Aplosporellaceae. Gene Ontology annotation, molecular function: transmembrane transporter activity. Gene Ontology annotation, cellular component: fungal-type vacuole membrane. The record is from RefSeq and is a predicted model, not a curated record. The transcript is spliced from 2 exons. The coding region runs from base 1 to 1497 and encodes 498 amino acids.